Molecule: messenger RNA, 327 nt
Organism: Ostertagia ostertagi
Lineage: Eukaryota; Metazoa; Nematoda; Chromadorea; Rhabditida; Trichostrongylidae
Source: the annotation of a GenBank genome assembly
AUGAAGCUACUGCACAUGGAAAAAUCUUUCCAGGAUCCGCGAUUAACUCCCAUUAACUACAGCCUUGUAGCAAAAACUUCUAUAUGUGCUGAAGCUAAAUUUAUGGUGGUCGUUCAUGUGAGAGCCAACGAUGCUAUAUCUAGAAGUUCAUGGCGCCAUACGUAUGGUAAUCCUUUUUUGAGAGAAAAGUAUAGUUAUGGUCUCCUCUUUUCUGUUGGUAAACCAAGUUCUCUGAAUGAUCAAAAGGUUAUUGAAGAGGAGAGUGUUCAGUAUGGUGACAUUCUACAAAUGGAGUUCGAAGAAAGCUACCGAAACAUAACACUAAAG